Perognathus longimembris pacificus (Pacific pocket mouse) is the source of this 1580-nucleotide messenger RNA. It is a transcript of the gene Nup42, whose product is annotated as nucleoporin 42. The record is from RefSeq and is a predicted model, not a curated record. Bases 231 to 1385 code for a protein of 384 amino acids. NCBI's taxonomy places the organism in Eukaryota, Metazoa, Chordata, Mammalia, Rodentia, Heteromyidae. Gene Ontology annotation, cellular component: nuclear envelope. Gene Ontology annotation, molecular function: metal ion binding; nuclear export signal receptor activity. The transcript is spliced from 7 exons.
UCCACUGCCGUCGGCACCAGCCGGGAACAGCCUCGCGUUGGCGUCCCGGCUGGUGGGGUCCGGACGCCUCCUGUCUGCCGCCCAGUUCGGGUCCGUGACGCGGAUAGCCCCGCGUCGCUGCCCCUCCCAGCCCAGUGGGCGCCGCGCAGCGCUGGUGGUCGGAUGUUCCCCUCCCGGAGUUGGACAAGUCGGGUUUUGCCGAAUACCUGCGGGCCGGGCUUUGGCCCCGGAUGCUAGUGCCAAACAGUAAUAACAGGCGUGGAUGGAAUGGCACCAGCCAGAGAUACUCCAGUGUCAUCCAACCGUCUAGUUUUGCCAAAUCCACACCAUGGGGAGGCAGCAGAGAUCAUGAAAAGCCAUCAUUCAGUUCUUUUGAUUCUGGAACUUCAACUAGCAGGAACAGGGGCUUUGGAUUGUCUCAGAACCCAUUUGCUUCACCUACCUCUGAUGAGCAGAAAGAAGAAAAAAAACUUCUGGAAGGAAUUGUAAAAGAUAUGGAAGUUUGGGAAUCAUCAGGGCAGUGGAUGUUCUCUGCUUAUUCACCGAUGAAAAAGAAACCUAAUAUUUCAGGUUUUACAGACAUUUCGCCAGAGGAAUUGAGACUUGAGUACCUUAACUUCUUAACCAGCAAUAACUUACAGAGUUAUCUCACCUCUGUCCAACAGUUAAUAAAUCAGUGGAGGAAUAGGAUAAAUGAAUUGAAGAGUUUAAAUACUUCAACUAAAUUAGCUCUGCUCUCUGAUACAAAGGAUGGAGCAAAUCCAACGGCCCCCACCUUUGGCUUUGGAAGUGGGCAAGUAGGAGCAUUUGGGUCAUCAGGUUUUCCCAUGAAUAGCAGCAGCAGUGGCAGUGCUCAGAACUUUAGUUUUAAAACAAGCCCUGGAUUUGGCACCACUCCUGGAAGCCCAUCUGUGUUUGGUAGCCCUCCAGCAUUUGGAGCUGUUCCCUCUGGCAGUUCUGCCGUCUCUGCUUCCACUCCAGCUUUUGGACUUAGGAAACCUGACGUCACAUCUGUGGCUGCAUUUUCAUUUAAGAGCUCUGCAGCUUCCGGUUUUGAGUCACCUGGAUUUUCGGGAUUUCCAGCCUCUGUGGCAACAGGCCCUGUGGGAGCUCCAGCCUUUGGAAGCAGCAGUGCUAUGUCUGGUUUUGGUAGUCUCAGUUCUCAGUCUCACACUGUGUUUUCUAAGCAACCUAAUGACAUCUUUGGAGGUAGCAGUGUCUCCACCUCUCUCCCAGGCUCAAAUGUCAUCGUCACUACACAGAAUGCGUUAUUCACACCCAGAGAUCAACUGACAGUAGAAGAACUGGAACAAUAUCAAUCCAAGAAAUUUACUCUUGGAAGAAUUCCUUUAAAACCACCACCUGUGGAGCUCCUAAGUAUCUAAAGGGUAAUUUUAAAUACAGAAUAGAAUAGCUUUUAUUAUUUUUAGUUUUUUGUGGUGGGGGGGUCCAACUUGGGCUUUUAUAAAGCAUGCUACCUCUGAGCUAUACCCUCAGUUCUAAGAAUGGAUUUUGAAAUUAUUCUGAGUGGUUCAGAUGAGAGAGCAGAUGUACACACACACACACACACACACACACAC